UAAACAAAGUAAACAAAUUGAAGACACUGUUGUAUGAUUCUCUUUAAUAUAUGCCAUCAUUUCAAGUGGAGCUUAUUCUGAGCAUGACUUCAUAAACAAAUCAUUUCUGAAAGAGAAAAACCACAUCCAGGGUAAAGUCAUAAGCUGAAAAAGCCUCAUUUCAGAGAGUACUUCCUGAAAGAGGCAAAGCAACAAUUACAGCCGAAAGAGUAAUAACUCCUAUACCCAGUAUCAUACUUGAAACAACUUUUAAAGCAACGGAAAAGCCUAAAACAAAAGAAAUACAGCAUUUCUUAAAUAUACCAUUUCUAGAAAGAGCAAUUUUAACACAAGAAACUCAAAGAUAUUUCUUUUACAGAACUGGGUAUACUGAAAACACUGCUCUCUAAUACAGCCUUUUGAUGGACAGGAGUUUCUAAGUGUCAUGCCCAGCAACAAGCUAUAAGAUGACCACCUCUCACAAUCAAGCUCAACCUGGCUCUUCUAACAGCUCAUAUCCAGAUGAAUACAAAAUUGCAGCCCUUGUCUUCUACAGCUGUAUCUUCAUAAUUGGAUUAUUUGUUAACAUCACUGCCUUGUGGGUUUUCAGUUGUACUACCAAGAAGAGAACCACUGUAACGAUCUAUAUGAUGAAUGUGGCAUUAUUGGACUUGAUAUUUAUAAUGAGCUUACCCUUUCGAAUGUUUUAUUAUGUGAAAGGCGAAUGGCCUUUUGGAGAGUACUUCUGCCAGAUUCUUGGGGCUCUCACAGUGUUUUAUCCAAGUCUUGCACUAUGGCUUCUUGCUUUUAUUAGUGCUGACAGAUACAUGGCCAUUGUGCAGCCGAAAUAUGCCAAAGAACUUAAAAAAACGUGCAAAGCUGUGCUGGCAUGUGUGGGAGUAUGGAUAAUGACCCUGACAACCACCAUCCCACUCCUACUGCUCUAUGAAGACCCAGAUAAAGCCUCCACCCCUGCCACCUGCCUGAAGAUUUCAGAUAUCAUCCAUUUAAAAGCUAUUAACAUGUUGAACUUCACUCGACUGAUAUUUUUUUUCUUGACUCCUCUGUUCAUUAUGAUUGGGUGCUACUUGGUCAUUAUUCACAGUCUCCUUCAUGGUAGGACAUCUAAGCUGAAACCAAAAGUCAAAGAGAAAUCUAUAAGGAUCAUCAUCACUCUCAUGGUGCAGGUACUGGUCUGCUUUAUGCCUUUCCACAUCUGUUUUGCUUUCCUGAUGUUGAAUGGGGAUGAGAAUAGUUACAGCCCCUGGGGAGCCUUUACCACCUUCCUCAUGAACCUCAGCACCUGUCUGGAUGUGAUUCUCUACUACAUUGUUUCAAAACAAUUUCAGGCUCGGGUCAUUAGUGUCAUGUUAUACCGCAAUUACCUUCGGAGUGUGCGCAGGAAAAGCUUCCGAUCUGGUAGUUUACGGUCACUAAGCAACAUAAAUAGUGAAAUGUUAUAAAUGAUAUAAAGUUUGUCUUCGAUUUCUUUAAAUCUACUUUACUAACUACUCUAGGAUCAGUGGAUAUUCUAUAUGAUAUUAUCAAGUUCCUUCUCCCCUAAAAAAAUAAACUUUGAAAACUCUUUUGUGGGAUCUUAUUAUAGAGACAUAAUAUUCUGAAAUAUUCUAAUUAUUUAUUUUUAAAACCUGUAUUGGACACUUUUACGAGGUAUUGGGAGAUCUGUGUUUCAUAUUCAAGACUUAUCUAAAUACAUAGUUGACUUAGCUUUUUUUGAUUUAAUUCUAUGUGCAAGUGAAUCCUGAUGUCAAUCGAGUCGGUAGGCAAAAAAAUCCAGGUACUGUUCCAAAUAAGUUGAUUCAAGUCUUUUUCAUUUAGAUGCAGCUCCCUUUGGUUUAAUUAACACUCAGGACUGGUGGUCCAAAUCCAACAUUUUGUGUUCUAAACCAAACUCUCAGGAUACCUACACUAACAAUUAUGUUCAACUCGUCACUGUCACUUGCUGCAGAGCAUAUUUAGUGGAAGCAAGCUCCUGAUGGGGCCUGUAGAAGGCAUGGCCAUCGGCCCUCCCCUACUGAAUUCAUUUUCUUUUGGGAACAGACCACGGUCAUUUAAUAAACACUUACUAAGAGCCUACUAUGCACCAGACUCUACUUAAGACCAAUGGGGGAAAUCUAUCUUAAGAUCCUAUUUCUGCCCAAUAAUCCAAGUUCAUUCCUAUGACAUGAGGUUUCUACUAUACAGGAAAUAUCCUUCUCCAAUAUAAAGAAUUUGUUCUUCUUAGUGAUUAAAUAUCUCCUUACAAAAGAGAUUGAAUUUUUCCCCAGGUCAUAUGUCAGUAUAAACAAUACUAGUCAGGGAUCUUGCUAUUUAAUUUCCCCUAAUAAACUAACAAACCAAGUGACUAUAAUUUGUUAAGCCCAUAUUCUAAA
Pteropus alecto (black flying fox) is the source of this 2372-nucleotide messenger RNA. RefSeq names its product G protein-coupled receptor 18 (gene GPR18). The transcript is spliced from 2 exons. Gene Ontology annotation, molecular function: G protein-coupled receptor activity. Lineage: Eukaryota; Metazoa; Chordata; Mammalia; Chiroptera; Pteropodidae. Bases 447 to 1442 code for a protein of 331 amino acids. Gene Ontology annotation, cellular component: membrane. Gene Ontology annotation, biological process: positive regulation of Rho protein signal transduction; phospholipase C-activating G protein-coupled receptor signaling pathway. The record is from RefSeq and is a predicted model, not a curated record.